GUGAAUAAGUAUUGUCAUUUGUUUGCUGUGUUUGCUGUUGUUGUUCUGUUCUUUUCUUUAAUGUGAGAAGAAGCAGGAGUACGAAGUGUUGACUAUUGACAGUGGCCGAUGAUGAGAUCAGUUUCGAAAAAAACCCUUGACGGAGUAAUCCAACCACUACAAGCAAGAAGAGAGUCGGCAAACAUACAACUCACAAUUUCAAAGGAAGAAGUGGAUGAUAGCCCAGAAGAACAAGUACAGAUCUCUGCAGAAAAGAUGGAGAGACAGAACAGAGAAGUUCAAGUGGUGGCAACGAAGGAGGCAGAGCUGCCUGAUCAGCAGAUCAAGGCAGUCAUAUAUGGGCAGUGUGUGGGGGAUGCUAUCGGGCUUCUCACAGAGUUUUUGACUAAAAAAGAUGCCAAGAAAUAUUACAAGAAGAAGAAACUAGAAUAUCAACACAAAAUUCCAGACUUUCAUCGUUCGCGCUGGCAAAUCGGUGACUGGACAGAUGAUUCAGAUCAGAUGUUAUUGAUUCUGACGUCACUGUUGGACAAGCAGGGCCAGGUGUGUGUUCAAGACUUUGCCCAAAAGAUGCUUGACUGGAAGGCUCACGGGUUUCCCGAACUGGGAGACCUCGGAGGUAUGGGUAUAGGGGCUACCACACUGGCAGUUCUUCGUGACAAAACCUUUGUUACAGACCCACACAAGGCUGCCUUCACAUGCUGGGAGAAUUCAGGUUGCAACGUUGCUCCCAAUGGUGGGGUGAUGCGAACUUCAGUGGUAGGAACCAACUGUUGGUGGGACACAGAGCAUGUAGUUAAAAAUGUAGCCUUUGUCAAGUGUACGCAUCAUGACCCAAGAUGUCAAGCCUCAGCCGUAGCAGUGUCAGUCUGUAUCAGCCUCAUGCUGCAGCACCACCCACAGCACAUGGAGACCAGUACUGGUAGUUACAAUGUAGGCAAACUCAUCAAGGAUUCAUUUGAUCAUGCUUCUCAGUGUUUGGAAACUGAAGAGCAGAAAAAUCUUCUGUGGGAAUACAUGAACUAUACAAAGGUGAAAGAUCUCAAGCUGGCAGAGCCAGGAAAGAUUGGCUUCACCUAUAAGAGCAUGGGUGCAGGAUUCUGGGCACUCAAGCAGGACAAUUUCCGGAAGGCUAUUCAGAAGAUCACUAUGGAGGGAGGAGAUGCAGAUUCAAAUGCAUGUGUAGCAGGAGCCAUGCUUGCUUGUAAACUGGGUUUUGAUGCCAUUCCUGACACCUGGAUAGCAGGCCUUCAGCAUAAAGACUGGCUGGAACAGAAGAUCAGUAGAUACCUUUUGCUUCAGAAAGAAAUGCUGUCAAAUUUUUCAUCUGGCUACAAGUUAAUGAAGGAGGAAUCCAGGGUGGAAAAUUUUGCUGUGUGUAAUGAAAAGGGGGAUAAUAAAACAGACUGAAUGAACAAAAAUUAAAACAGCACUGAGCUGACUGCUCUGUUCCAUUUAAACAUCUUUAUUCAGGUCAAGUUAAAUUUGUUUAUAACUUUUAACAUUGUAAAACCAAUUAUUUGCCCACAUUUGAAAGUCUGUCACCAUUGGAUAGCCCUUAACAUGCAUUCUCUUUUUGAAAACUAUUAAGCACAAAUAAUGCAAGAUAUAACCAUUUAAAUGAUGUUUCAACUUCGGUACAUUUGUGAAGUACUUUUGUAAAAUAAAUUAGCAAAACUUUAUAAUAAAUCAUGCAUUAUACUAAUAA
Pomacea canaliculata is the source of this 1708-nucleotide messenger RNA. RefSeq lists its product as uncharacterized. NCBI's taxonomy places the organism in Eukaryota, Metazoa, Mollusca, Gastropoda, Architaenioglossa, Ampullariidae. The record is from RefSeq and is a predicted model, not a curated record.